Anneissia japonica is the source of this 1256-nucleotide messenger RNA. Its product is annotated as ankyrin repeat and SOCS box protein 13-like. The coding region runs from base 140 to 964 and encodes 274 amino acids. NCBI's taxonomy places the organism in Eukaryota, Metazoa, Echinodermata, Crinoidea, Comatulida, Comatulidae. Gene Ontology annotation, biological process: protein ubiquitination; positive regulation of protein catabolic process; intracellular signal transduction. The record is from RefSeq and is a predicted model, not a curated record. Gene Ontology annotation, molecular function: protein binding. The transcript is spliced from 6 exons.
AUUAAGCUGGUUUAUUCAUCUUGUUUAGAAAUAUAGAGGUCAAUGGUAUAACUGACCAUUCACACUCUCACCACUGAACAGAACACAAUUUGAUUUGAGACAAACAUACAGUGUAAAUUGUUUGGUCGUCCUAAGUAUCAUGGAUAGGCCUAUGUCAGAUCGAUACAGAAGCCAUAACCGGACUCGACUUCACAUCGCUGCUGCUACUGGUCAACUUCUCGUCCUUCAUAGUCUGAUUCGGGAAGGUCAAAGUGUCAACAGAAGAACAUCUGAGGGCAUAACAGCCUUACACGAAGCAUGUGGGACCAACCAUGUGUACUGUGCUCGCAAUUUAAUCAAAGCAAAUGCAGAUCUGAAUGCUUGUGACAUCAUGGGUGCCAUGCCUUUGAACCAUGCUGCAAGCACUGGUAGUGUUGAAUGUGUCAAAUUGUUGCUUGAGUCUGGAUGUGAUGUCAAUCCCAAGAUGACUACACGUUCACCAUUACAUGAGGCUGCCCUCAAUGGUAGUGAAGAAUGCGUGAAGUUGCUCCUUGAUGCCGGUGCGGAACUUGACCUGCAAGACCAACAUUUUGGAACGCCUCUUCAUUGUGCAUGCGAUUAUUCAAACCUAGCGUGUGCGCGUUUACUUUUAGAAACAGGGUCUAAUGUGAAUGCUGUGGUACCCCAAACAUAUCACACUCCUCUGCACUUAGCGGCAAAAAACAAACAUGAGAAACUCAUACGACUUCUAAUGGACUACGGGGCAACUCCAUUUGUUCAGGAUCGCAAACAUAAAUAUCCGUGGGACUUAAUAGACGAAGACUGCGACGCAGCGACCACACUCUACCAAUAUCAUAGUAAUACAGUUACCUUAAAGCAAAUUUGUCGGUUAGAAAUACGGAAGCACAUCAGCUGCAGUCGGUUGGAUUCCGUUGACCAUCUUGCAAUACCGGAUAGUCUCAGAUGUUACCUGCAGUACAAAUAAACUUUUAUAUGGACCAUGCACAAUACUUUCAUGAAGCCAUUAAACUGGUUUUAGUAAUUUUAGUAAUGCAUUGAAUUGCAUUGAAAUUACGGGUUUCCCAUAAGUUUUAAAAACAUGAUAAUUUUGAAAGUGUUUCGUAAAUUUUUAAAAAGUUAUAUAAGUGUAUAUUUUCAACUUUUUGUCUAUCAACAUUACUACACUGAUGUGGGUUUAAGCGGACUUCUAAUCCCAGGAUACUGGGUUCGAAUCCUGUCCAUUUCAGGAUUUUUUUCAUAAUUAAAAAACAACUCAA